Messenger RNA from Propithecus coquereli (Coquerel's sifaka), 1575 nucleotides. RefSeq names its product protocadherin gamma-A9. The transcript has 2 exons. Gene Ontology annotation, cellular component: plasma membrane. Lineage: Eukaryota; Metazoa; Chordata; Mammalia; Primates; Indriidae. The coding region runs from base 1 to 1575 and encodes 524 amino acids. Gene Ontology annotation, biological process: homophilic cell-cell adhesion. The record is from RefSeq and is a predicted model, not a curated record. Gene Ontology annotation, molecular function: calcium ion binding.
AUGGCCCUUAAUGAAAAAACUGGGGAAAUAUCAACAGCAAAAAGUCUAGAUUAUGAAGAAUGUUCAUUUUAUGAAAUGGAAAUACAAGCUGAAGAUGGUGGGGGAUUAAAAGGACGGACAAAAGUACUAAUUAGGGUGGAAGAUGUCAAUGACAAUAGACCAGAAGUGACCAUUACUUCUCUUUUUAGCCCGGUGAGGGAAGAUGCUCCUCAGGGCACAGUAAUCGUUCUUUUCAAUGCUCAUGACCGAGACUCUGGGAAGAAUGGUCAAAUUGUCUGUUCUAUCCAGGAGAAUCUAUCUUUUAAAUUAGAAAAUUUAGAAGAAGAUUAUUAUAGAUUGUCGACAGCUGAAAUUCUUGACCGAGAAAAAGCCUCUGAGUAUAACAUUACAGUGAUCGCAACAGACAGAGGAACCCCGCCCCUGUCCACGGAAAUUCACAUCACCCUGCAGGUGACCGACAUAAACGAUAAUCCACCUGCCUUCUCUCAAGCCUCCUACUCAGUCUACCUCCCUGAAAACAACCCCAGAGGUACCUCCAUCUUCUCAGUGACUGCCCAUGACCCUGAUAGCAACGAGAACUCGAGGGUUAUUUACACCUUGGCAGAGGACACCAUCCAAGGGUCUCCUCUCUCCUCCUAUGUCUCUAUUAAUUCAGACACUGGUGUGCUGUACUCACUACGUUCCUUUGACUAUGAGCAAUUUCAUGAUCUGCAAAUGCAGGUAAGAGCAAGUGACAGUGGGAACCCACCACUUAGCAGCAAUGUGUCAUUGAGACUGUUUGUACUGGACCAGAAUGACAAUGCCCCUGAGAUCCUGUACCCUGCUUUCCCCACCGACAGUUCCACUGGGGUGGAGCUGGCACCCCGCUCUGCAGAACCUGGCUACCUGGUGACCAAAGUGGUGGCAGUGGACAGAGACUCAGGCCAGAAUGCCUGGCUAUCCUAUCGCCUGCUCAAGGCCAGUGAGCCUGGUCUCUUCUCGGUGGGGCUGCACACUGGUGAGGUGCGCACAGCGCGGGCCCUGCUGGACCGAGACUCGCUCAAGCAGAGCCUCGUGGUGGCCGUCCAGGACCACGGCCAGCCCCCUCUCUCGGCCACCGUCACACUCACCGUGGCUGUGGCCAACAGCAUCCCAGACAUCCUUGUUGGCCUUGGCAGUCUUGAGAUCUCCGAGGAUCCAGAGGCCUCAGACCUCACAAUGUACCUUGUUGUGGCUGUUGCUGCGGUCUCCUGCAUCUUCCUGGCCUUCGUCAUCAUGCUACUGGCCCUCAGGCUGCGGCGCUGGCACUCCUCUCGCCUGCUGCGGGCUACAAGUGGUGGUUUGGCUGGUGUGCCCACCACAAACUUUGUGGGUGUGGACGGAGUGCGGGCUUUCCUACAGACCUAUUCCCAAGAAGUCGCUCUCACCUCCGACUUGCAGAAGAGUCAUGUGAUCUUCUCCCAGCCAAACUACGCAGACACGCUUAUCAGCCAGCAGAGCUGUGAGAAAAAUGAACCUUUGUGUGUUUCAGUUGAUUCCAAGUUUCCUGUUGAAGACACCCCUUUGGUUCCCGUGAGUUCUAUUUUUUUUCUUUAG